Messenger RNA from Chaetura pelagica (chimney swift), 9954 nucleotides. It is a transcript of the gene SVEP1, whose product is annotated as sushi, von Willebrand factor type A, EGF and pentraxin domain containing 1. Lineage: Eukaryota; Metazoa; Chordata; Aves; Apodiformes; Apodidae. The annotation marks the transcript as partial. The record is from RefSeq and is a predicted model, not a curated record. The transcript has 45 exons. Gene Ontology annotation, molecular function: calcium ion binding.
CUUGUCCACCAGGAACAUACAAGCCUGAAGGUUCACCAGGUGGAAUCAGCACUUGCAUCUCAUGUCCUGAUGAGAAUCAUACUUCUCCACCAGGAAGUACCUCCAUUGAAGAUUGUACAUGCCGGGAAGGAUAUCGUGCUGUAGGACAAGUCUGUGAAGUUGUUCACUGCCCUGAACUGAAACCCCCUGAAAAUGGUUACUUUGUCCAGAAUGUCUGCAACAAUUACUUUAAUGCUGCCUGUGGGAUCAGAUGCAAAGCAGGAUUUGAUCUAGUAGGAAGCAGUAUCCGGCUUUGCCAGCCAAAUGGCCAAUGGUCUGGAUCAGAGGCUACUUGCAGAGUUCGAACAUGUCCCAAACUUCAAGCUCCUGAAAACGGACACAUCAAUUGUUCAACAGCUGAUAUCUCCUAUAAGACAGUAUGUUUUGUGACCUGCAAUGAGGGCUAUGAAAUAGAAGGAAAUACCAAGCUCACCUGCCAGGGAACCUCACAGUGGGAUUCCAAGGAGCCAAAGUGUGUGGAAAUGCGUUGCCCAAUCCUCCAGAAACCAGCAGGUGUUACAGUUCUCCCUCUCAACUGUGGGCUGGAGCCUGCUGUUUCUGGGACCAUGUGCCAGCUCAGCUGUCCCCAGGGAUUCGUAUUGGUUGGAACUACAGAAGAACUAAGGUGCCUUUCACUUGGGAGAUGGAGUGCAGACAUCCAGGAGGCUCUGUGUAAAGAUAUUGAAGCUCCUCGGAUCCACUGUCCAGAAAAUAUUGAGACUGAGACUCUGGAACAUCAUAACUCUGCUAAUAUCAGCUGGCAGGUGCCAACAGCUGAGGAUAACUCUGGAGAUGAGGUCUCAGUUCACGUUACCCCAGCUUUCAUACCACCAUUUCUUCUCCCAAUUGGUGAAGUUGCCAUUACUUACACAGCAGCUGAUAAGUCAGGCAAUGAGGCAAGCUGUACGUUCAGUGUCAAGGUUAUUGAUACAGAAGCUCCUGUAAUUGACAGAUGCAGAUCUCCACCACCCAUACAAGCAGCAGGGAAUGAGACCCCAGUGAUGUGGGAGGAACCACAAUUUUCAGAUAAUUCAGGUGCUCCACUGACUGUCACCAGCAGUCAUGCAUCUGGAGAUCUCUUUCCCAAAGGAGACACAACAGUUCAAUACUUAGCCAUAGAUCCCUCUGGCAAUAACAGGACAUGUGAGAUCCACGUUGUCAUUAAAGGUUCCCCCUGUGAGAUAUCCUUUGAGCCUGUGAAUGGUGAUUUUACAUGCAAAUCAGAUGAAGUGGGACUUAAUUGCACAUUGCAGUGUGCAGAAGGGUACAGCUUUUCAGAAGGAUCAAGUGAAAACUACUAUUGUGCAUAUGAGGAUGGUGUCUGGAAGCCGCCUUAUUCUCCAGAGCAGCCUAGCUGCUCUUUAAAUCGUUUUGCAAACCAUGGGUUCAAAUCCUUUGAGAUGCUCUACAAAGCAACACGAUGUGAUGACAACAAUCUUCUAAAUAGCUUUACUGAUGCAUUCCAGAGUGCGCUUGGUAAAAUGGUCCCAUCAUUCUGUAAUGAUGUUGAUGAUAUUGACUGCAGAUUGGAAGAUCAGACACAGAAACAUUGCUUGGAAUAUAAUUACGAUUAUGAAAAUGGAUUUGCCAUUGGACCUGCUGGCUGGGGUGCAAGGAACCAGCUGGAUUAUUCCUAUGAUGAUUUUGUUGAUGUAGCACAAGAAGAUGACUUAUCCAAGCAUCUCUCUGCCUCUGUAAAGGCUGCACCUGCUCGAGUCAAAAGGCAUAAGAUGAAUGUUCCAAUGACUGACCACAAAAUAAAGUUAAUAUUUAACAUCACAGCUAGCGUGCCACUGCCUGAUGAGAGGAAUGAUACAUUGGAACUGGAAAACCAGCGACGGCUCCUUAAAACUCUGGAGAUGAUCACAAACAGGCUGAAUAGGACUCUCAAUAAGGACCCCAUGUAUUCUUUUCAGUUUGCAUCUGAACUCAUUGUAGCUGAUGGCAACUCACUGGAGACUGAAAAGGCCUUUCUUUUCUGCAGGCCUGGUUCUGUGCUGAGGGGAAGAAUGUGUGUCAACUGCCCUGUGGGAACCUAUUACUCCCUGGAGCAUCAUACCUGUGAAAGCUGCUGGACUGGAUCCUACCAAGAUGAAGAAGGGCAGCUGGAAUGCAAAAGCUGUCCAUCUGGUAGCUAUACAGAGUAUCUACACUCUAGGAGCAUCUCUGAAUGCAAAGCUCAGUGCAAGCAAGGAACGUAUUCACGAAAUGGUCUUGAGACCUGUGAAACCUGUCCACUUGGCACAUACCAGCCAACAUUUGGAUCCAGGAAUUGCAUCUCUUGCCCAGAAAAUACAUCAACUGUAAAAAGAGGUGCAGUGGAUGUCUCAGCUUGUGGAGUACCAUGUCUCGCAGGCGAGUUCUCUCGUACAGGUUUGACACCUUGCUACCCUUGUCCCAGAGACUACUAUCAGCCAGACCCAGGGAAGUCCUACUGCUUGUCUUGUCCCUUUUAUGGAACGACAACUGUCAUUGGUGCCAGAUCCAUCACAGAUUGUUCAAGUUUUGGCUCUACAUUUUCAGCAGCUGAGGAAAGCAUAGUUAUGGUACCAGCUUCUCCAGAAAAUAUCCGCAAGCAGUACAAAGUCAGCAGUCAGGUCUUUCAUGAGUGUUUCCUGGAACCAUGCCACAACAAUGGGACAUGCAAACAAUUGGGAAGUGGAUAUAUUUGCUUAUGCCCACCUGGAUAUACAGGCUUGAAAUGUGAAACAGAGGUUUAUGAGUGUAAAUCAUCUCCUUGUCAGAACAAUGGAAUGUGUAAAGAUGGCAUUGGGACCUUUGAUUGCCAUUGUCAACCCGGCUAUUCAGGUCUCUUGUGUGAGGAAGACAUAAAUGAAUGCAGCUCCAGUCCAUGUUUGAAUGGAGCACACUGUGUUGAUGGCAAGAAUGGUUACCACUGCACUUGUGCAAAAGGAUUCACAGGUGCUCACUGUGAAAUGGAGAUCAAUGAAUGCCUUUCGAACCCAUGUCUUAAUAGGGCUAUUUGUGAAGACAGAGUUGGUGGUUUCUCCUGCAAGUGCCUCCCAGGUUUUACUGGUUUCUUCUGUGAAAAAAACAUUGAUGAGUGUCUCAGCAGGCCCUGUAGGAAUGGAGCUACGUGCAGAGAUGGUAUCAACAGCUUCAGGUGUCUGUGUGUGACAGGGUACACAGGACUUAACUGUGAAGUGAACAUCAAUGACUGUGACUCCAGUCCCUGCUUAAACCAAGCUACCUGUGUGGAUGCCUUGAACUCGUACGUUUGUAAAUGUCCCCCUGGCUUUACAGGCAGCAGGUGUGAAACAGAACAGUCCUCUGGUUUCAAUCUUGAUUUUGAAGUCUCUGGUAUCUAUGGAUACGUCAUGCUUGAUGGUGUCUUCCCAUCUCUUGGUGACAUCACCUGUGCAUUCUGGAUGAAAUCCACUGACACCACAAACUAUGGGACUCCCAUAUCUUACGCAGUGGAGAAUGGAAGUGAUAAUGCAUUUCUUCUGACUGAUUACAAUGGCUGGGUUCUUUAUGUAAAUGGAAAAGAGAGGAUCACAGACUGCCCUUCAGUGAAUGAUGGUAACUGGCAUCACAUUGCAGUCACAUGGACAUGCACAGAUGGGGCAUGGAAAGUGUACAUCGAUGGAAAACUGUCUGAUGGAGGCAGUGGGCUCUCCGUUGGCUCAAAAAUCCCUGGUGGUGGUGCACUUGCACUGGGUCAAGAGCAAGAUCAAAAAGGAGAAGGAUUCAACCCAGCUGAAUCUUUCGUGGGCUCGAUUAGCCAGCUUAACAUUUGGGACCAUGUUCUGUCUCCACAGCAGGUAAAAUCUCUGGCUACAUCCUGUCCAGAAGAGCUCCAAAAAGGAAAUGUACUAGCCUGGCCAGAUUUCCUGCCAGGAGUUGUUGGAAGAGUGAAGAUAGAUUACAAGAGUAUAUUUUGUGCUGACUGUCCAUCUUUGCAAGGAUCUAUACCCCAUCUACGAGCUUCUUCUGCUGAUGUAAAGCCAGGGUCAAAAGUGAGCCUGUCCUGUGAUCCAGGCUUCCAGAUAGUGGGAAACUCUGUUCAACACUGCCUUAACCUUGGACAGUGGACACGGCCUUUUCCCCGCUGUGAAAGAAUCAGCUGCGGAGUGCCUCCACCUUUAGAAAAUGGAUUUUAUUCAGCUGAGGACUUUUUUGCUGGCAGUAUUGUUACCUAUCACUGCAACAAUGGCUACUAUUUGUUGGGUGACUCCAGGAUGUUGUGCCUAGACAAUGGGAGCUGGAACAGCAUUUCACCAUCUUGCCUUGAUGUUGAUGAAUGCGCUGUUGGAUCAGACUGCGAUGGGCAUGCCUCUUGUCUCAACACAAAUGGAUCCUAUGUUUGUACUUGCAUCCCUCCUUAUACAGGAGAUGGUAAAAAAUGUGCAGAACCAGUGAAGUGCCGUAACCCAGGAAAUCCAGAGCAUGGCCGCUUACAUGGGAACACUUACAGUGUUGGCAGUGAAGUAACAUUCUCCUGUGAAGAAGGUUUUCAACUGACAGGAGUGACUAAACUUAAAUGCAUGGAGUCCGGGGAGUGGAAUCACCCAAUACCAUAUUGUGAAGCUGUAUCCUGUGGUGGUCCAGUUAUUCCAGAGAACAGUGCCAUUUUGGGUUCAAAUUUUACAUACCGCAGUAAAGUGAUGUACAGAUGCAAUGAUGGAUACAAAUUAGUGGGUGUAAAGGAAAUUGUGUGCCUUGCUAGUGGAGUUUGGAAUCAUCCUCCCCCCUCGUGUGAAAUGGUGACUUGUCCUACCCCACAGGAUAUCAGCAAUGGAAGAUACACACUCACUGGCACAACCUACCUUUCCUCUGUGUCGUAUGCCUGUGACAAUGGAUACAGUCUUCAGGGACCUUCCGUACUAGUCUGCGCAUCUUCAGGGAACUGGAACGGCACGCCUCCAGCUUGCAGCAUUGUCUCUUGUGGAUCCCCUCCUACCAUCAAAGAUGCAGUCAUAAAUGGAAAUAACUUUACUUUUGGAAACACAGUCUCUUACAAGUGUAAAGAAGGCUACACAUUAGUUGGCCCUGCAGCCAUAGAGUGCUUAGCCAGCGGCGAGUGGAGUGUGAGCCACCAGCAGUGCCUGGCAGUAUCCUGUGAUGAACCACCCCAUGUGGAAAAUGCAUCACCAGAGAGUGGCCACCGCCUCUUUGGCGAUAUAGCUUAUUACUUCUGCUUGGAUGGCUACAGCCUGGCUGAUAACUCUCAGCUGCUUUGCAAUGCAGAAGGGAAGUGGGUGCCACCAGAGGGCAGGGAAAUGCCCCACUGCAUAGCUGAUUUCUGUGAAAAUCCAUCCACCGUCUCGUACAGCAUCCUGGAGUCCAUUAGUAAAGCCAGGUUUGCAGCUGGGUCUGUCGUGAGCUUCAAGUGCAUGGAAGGCUUUGUUCUGAACACUUCAGCCAAGAUCGAAUGCCUUCGAGGAGGGCAGUGGAAUCCUUCUCCUUUGAGCAUCCAGUGCAUCCCUGUUCGCUGUGGAGAGCCUCCCCACAUUAGCAAUGGCUAUGCCAGUGGGGCCAACUACAGCUUCGGAGCAGUGGUGGCUUACAGCUGCAACAAGGGGUUCUACAUCAAGGGAGAGAAGAAGCGGACCUGUGAGGCCACUGGUAACUGGAGUGGCAGUUUGCCCACAUGCCACCCAGUGUCCUGUGGUGAACCACCGCAGCUUGAGAAUGGCUUUUUUAAGGAAACUGGACACUUCUUUGAGGACCAGGCAAAUUAUCAGUGUGACUCUGGCUACCAGCUGGUUGGGAGUUCAGUGUUCAUCUGCCAAGCCAAUCGGCAGUGGUACAGUGAAUCACCUCCUUACUGUGCUCCUCUCAGCUGUGGAAAACCACCACCCAUCCAGCAUGGCUACUCCAAGGGAGAAGCUUUUGAUAUGGGCUCCAGAGUUGAGUUUUUCUGUGAUGAAGGCUAUGAGCUGACUGGAGAUGUUUCUUGGACAUGUCAGAAGUCUGGGAAGUGGAACAAAAAGCAAAGCCCAAAGUGUGUGCCAACCAAAUGUACAGAACCGCCCUUGGCAGAAAACCAGCUGGUCUUGAGGGAAGUGACUUACCAAGUUGGUGUGGUACAGUUCUCCUGCAAGGAGGGUUUCGUUUUGCAUGGCUCCUCUGUACUAAAAUGCUUGCCCUCUCAACAGUGGAAUGAUUCGUUUCCCUUCUGCAAAGUUGUACAGUGUCCUGCACCUCCAUACAUCCCCUUUGGUGAUCCCUUGGCUUCAUCCCUUCACUUUGGUAGCACUGUGAAAUACAUCUGUGUGGAUGGGUUUUUGCUGAAGGGUGAGUCUACCAUCAGAUGCCAAGCUGAUGGCUCAUGGAGCUUGCCUUUGCCAGAAUGUAUUCCUGUGGAGUGCCCCCAACCAGAAGAAAUUCAGAAUGGCAUUGUUGAUGUGCAGGGCCUCACCUUCCUUAGCACAGCCCUCUAUACAUGCAAACCAGGCUUCGAAUUGGUGGGGAACACAACUAUCCUCUGUGGAGAAGAUGGCCAGUGGCUUGGAGGAAGGCCAGCUUGCAAACCUAUUCAAUGCCAAAGGCCAAAGAAGAUCCUCAAUGGCAAAUACUCAUUCACGAACUUCCAUUAUGGUCAGACUGUUAGGUAUUCCUGUGACAGAGGCUUUGAGCUCCAAGGGGAGGAAACACUGAGAUGCUUAGAGACAGGGGAGUGGAGUACAGAGGUUCCUUCCUGCAAAGCCAUAAAUUGCCAGCCUCCUCAGCCCAUCGAGAAUGGCUUUGUGGAGGGUGCAGAUUAUAGCUAUGGGGCCAUGGUCAUUUACAGCUGUGUGCCAGGCUUCCAGCUGUCUGGUCUUGCCAUGCAGACCUGUGAAGAAUCGGGCUGGUCUAGCUCCACACCAGCCUGCCUCCCAACAGAUUGUGGUCUGCCUCCUCACAUUGAUUUUGGAGAGUACCUGCAAGUGAGACGUGGGGAAAGACGUUCUGAUCAGGAAAGUGUUACAGAGCGUCCCCCCCUUUCACAUACUUUACUGGCUGAUAGUUUGAAAGACUUCAAAAGUUCCUUGAAGGAGGACAGUGCAGUGCAGCUCACAACCUUCUUAUUUGGAACUAUCAUUUUAUACAGGUGUUAUUCAGGCUAUGAGCUGGUGGGAAACCCUGUUUUAGCUUGCCAAGAAGAUGGGGUGUGGAAUGGCACUGCCCCUGCCUGUGUUUCAAUAGAGUGCACCUUGCUGUCUCCCCCCAAGAACGGUUUUUUACAUUUCACUGAGAACACAUUGGGUAGCAUAGUGCAGUACACCUGCAAGCCAGGGUUCACACUUGUUGGCUCUGACACACGACUGUGUUUGCCAAGUCGGCAGUGGAGUAACACAGCUCCAUACUGCGUAGCAGUAACGUGUAACUCACCUCCCCGGCUUAUGAAUGGAAGUAUAAGAGGGGAAAACUACACGUAUGGGAGUGUUGUCUACUACGAGUGUGAUCCUGGAUACCAGUUAAAUGGCCCCACAGAGAGAAGAUGCCAAGAGAACCAGAAAUGGGAUGGCAGUGAACCAAUUUGCAUUCCUGUUUCCUGCAACCCACCACCAGUUUUGGAGAACGGUCAAGUGACUGGAGAGGAGUACACAUUCCAGAGACAUACAGAGUACAGCUGCAAGGAGGGUUUCCUGUUAGAUGGGGACAGGACUAGAGUGUGCCUUGCAAACGGAAGCUGGAGUGGAAUUGCUCCAGUUUGCAAAGCUGUGACCUGCCCUCUGCCACUGCCUCUUCCAAAUGGGAGAAUUAGUGGCUCAGACUUUGGCUUUAAGAAAGAAGUGCACUAUCACUGCAACAAAGGAUAUAGCCUGCAAGGAGUGUCUACGCUUACCUGUCAGAGUGAUGGUACCUGGAAUUCAGAAGCUCCACACUGUGAGCCAGUCAUUUGUGGACCUCCUGAAGACAUUUCCCAUGGCUUUCUCAAUGGCUCAGGCUUUGCCUAUGGGGAAUUUGCUCAGUAUGUAUGCUUCCCUGGUUAUGAGCUGCAUGGCAAUCCUUUACGGCAAUGUUUGUCCAAUGGCUCCUGGAGUGGAAGGCUUCCAGCCUGCCUACCCUGUCUGUGUCCUACACCACAGAUUCAGAACGGGGUGGUUCAUGGUACAAAUUUCAACUGUGGGCAAAGUGUCCAGUUUGAAUGCCUGGAGGGCUUCAAACUGCUAGGGCCUUCUGAAAUCACCUGUGUGGCAGCAGGCAAGUGGAGUUCUGGGUUUCCUCGCUGUGGGCAGAUUUCCUGCGGCUCUCCGCCCAUCAUCUCCAAUGCAUUUAUCAACGGGAGCAGCUCUGCAGAUGAGAACACCAUUAUCUAUACCUGCUUGACAGGUUUUGUCAUGCAGGGAAGUCCAGAACUGACUUGUGUGGAGACUGGAGUCUGGAAGAAGCCAUAUCCUAACUGUGAGCUGUUAAGCUGUGGCCCACCACCUUCUGUCCCAAAUGCAGAGGUUCUUGGGAACGCUUACACCUAUGGGAGCAAGGUCCAGUACAGAUGCCUGGAAGGCUACUCAAUGGUGACAGAGAUGGAUGUAUGCAUUUGCCAGGAAGAUGGACAGUGGUCUCCUCAAAGUAUUUCCUGUUGCCCCGAAAAGUGUCCCCUUCCAGGAAAUAUCACCCGUGUAAUCAUCCCUGGGGACAACUUCACUGUGAACACAAGCAUCACUUUGUCAUGCAUAGAAGGCUAUACUCUGGAGGGAGCAAGCACAUCUACAUGCAAGGAAAGUGGCAUUUGGGUGCCACCGUUUUCUGAUGACAUCUGCAUUCCUGUGUCCUGUGGGACCCCAGAGACUCCAGAGCAUGGAUUUGUGGUUGGCAGUAAAUACAAUUACAAUGAUGUGGUUCUUUAUAAAUGUGAUUCUGGCUAUGAUUUACAAGGUGAUGCAGAGCGGACUUGCCAAGAAGACAAGUUUUGGAGCGGCACGGUGCCAGCAUGCAGAAAGACCAGAUGCAAAGUUCCAGUUCCCUUGCUGAAUGGGAAGGCAAUUUAUGAAAACAAUACAGUUGGCAGUACAAUAGCAUACUUCUGUGAGGGGGGAUACAGCUUGGAAGGGGAACCAGAGGCAGAGUGCACAAGAGAUGGAAGAUGGAGUAAUCCCUUGCCUCUCUGUAAACCAAACCCAUGUCCUGUGCCUUUCAUAAUCCCAGAGAACGCCCUUCUGUCUGAAGUGGAUUUUUAUGUUGGUCAGAACAUAUCCAUCAGGUGCAGGGAAGGGUACCAGCUGAAAGGGCAGUCUGUGAUCACCUGUAACGCUGAUGAGACCUGGACUCCAGCAACAGCUAAGUGUGAAAAGAUAUCUUGUGGGCCCCCAGCUCACACAGAGAAUGCUCUGAUUCGUGGCAGCUUCUAUCAGUAUGGAGACAUGGUCACUUAUUCAUGCUACAGUGGGUAUAUGCUGGAGGGGCCCCUGAGGAGCGUUUGCUUAGAAAAUGGAACCUGGACAACACCACCUACCUGCAAAGCUGUCUGUCGGUUCCCAUGUCAGAAUGGUGGCAUCUGUGAGAGACCAAAUGCCUGCUCAUGUCCAGAUGGCUGGAUGGGUCGCCUCUGUGAAGAGCCAAUAUGCAUUCUGCCAUGCCUCAAUGGGGGUCGCUGUGUGGCCCCUUACCAGUGUGACUGCCCCCCAGGAUGGACUGGAUCACGCUGCCAUACAGCUGUGUGCCAGAUGCCUUGCUUAAAUGGUGGGAAGUGCAUACGACCAAAUCGGUGCUACUGUCCCCCAUCAUGGACUGGACAUGACUGCUCUAGGAAACGGAAGGCUGGAUUCUACCCCUUUUAAAGUCAAAGCAGCAGUUCUACAUUCAGAUAUCUUUCUUCAGCCUAGUCUCCAGGUCUUGGAAUCUAAUGCAUUGUAAAUCAAAUCCAUUGCUUCCCUCCCUCCCCCAGCUUCCUUGUUUUGUAUUUUAUUUUGUGAUACAAUUUUACUAUACCUUUCAAUUUUUAAAGAAAUCCUCUGUAUUUUC